This is a messenger RNA of Erigeron canadensis, 624 nucleotides long. Its product is annotated as putative germin-like protein 9-2. NCBI's taxonomy places the organism in Eukaryota, Viridiplantae, Streptophyta, Magnoliopsida, Asterales, Asteraceae. The transcript has a single exon. Bases 1 to 624 code for a protein of 207 amino acids. Gene Ontology annotation, cellular component: cell wall. Gene Ontology annotation, molecular function: manganese ion binding. The record is from RefSeq and is a predicted model, not a curated record.
AUGGCUAUCAACUCAUCUACAAGUUCUAAUAUUCUUCUGUUGGCACUAACCUUGGUUCUAGCCAUCUUGACAAAAACUCAAGCUAAUGACCCUGAUAUCUUGACGGACUUCAUCACCCCAAAUACGACCUCUGUUGAUGCCAGUUUCUUCACCUACAGUGGGCUCAGCGGGUUCUUUAACCCGAACCCAAAUAACUUCACAGUCAUUAAAGCUACCAUGACCCAGUUCCCAGCUCUAAACGGUCAAAGUGUAUCUUAUGCAGUACUCCAAUUCCCACCAGCUAGUGUGAACCAGCCACACACUCACCCUCGUGCAGCUGAACUUUUGUUGGUUAUAAUGGGUACACUUGAAGUUGGGUUUAUCGACACCAAAAAUGUGUUGUUUAACCAAACGCUUAUAGAGGGCGACAUGUUUGUGUUUCCAAAGGGGCUUGUUCAUUUUCAGUACAACAGGAACCACAACCAAGCUGCAAUUGCAAUUUCUGCAUUUGGAAGCGCGAAUGGUGGCCUGCUUUCCGUACCAAAGUCUGUUUUCGCUUCUGGGAUUGAUGAUAAUGUUCUUGCUAAGUCGUUCAAAACUGAUGUUCCAACGGUACAGAAAAUCGAGCUAGGACUCAAGAAUUAG